UCUAUAAAAAUCAAAGUUAUGGAUUCCCAAUCUGUUAUACAAAAGAACCGAAAGAAAGAAUUGCCACCUAUGAAACUUUACCUUAUGGAUAUGGACGAAGCUAAUAAAUAUGAAUCAUCACGAAAUGUUGGACAUCCAACAAUGGCAUGGCCUUUCUCUAAGCUAGUUAUUGGGAAGAGUGGAUCAG
Acaulospora morrowiae is the source of this 187-nucleotide messenger RNA. The record is from the annotation of a GenBank genome assembly. Lineage: Eukaryota; Fungi; Glomeromycota; Glomeromycetes; Diversisporales; Acaulosporaceae.